AUGAUAACCUUCACACUCCACCUGAAGUCCUACCUUCCCCCUGCCAUUAGGACCCUGAUUCUACAAAAGAAACCAAACAUAAAUGUGUCCGGCAUGGCUGGGGGGCGGCGACCGGGUAGCGUGAUGGUCCUGCACCGGUCCCUGGCUCCAGCCUUUGAAAAGUUCUGCCAAGCCAACAGUGGCCCUCUGCCCCUGCUGGGCCUCCGUGAGCCAGGCACGUGGCCCUCGCCUGCCCCAAACGGUGUCCCGGACCCCACGACGGGCUGCCCCCAGUUCCAGAAGUACGAGUUCAGUGCCUGCGCGGGCAGCCUGACCUUGCUGGAGGACUACACGGAGCCCCUGGAGGACAUGGUGGCCUUCUUCGUGGACUGCGGCUUCCCGGAAGCAGCUCUGGAGAAGGUGGGGCUCCCCAGAGGAGAUUCGGCCCGCCACGGUCUCGUGGGGGCCUACAAACCCACGGUGGCGCCUGGUGGUCGCCUCUCCGAGACCCUCGCCCUGUUGGGGGUCGCCCCCCUGCUGUGUCGCUGCGGUUCCACGUCAGCCACUCCUGCAAACUGCUGUUGUAUGAGCAGACCCUGUGACUGCGGCUGCCCAAAGGACUCCCGGAUAUUUUCCUGUCCCAUGGCAGUUCUUCCUGAUAUCUCAGAAAUAUCCUAUGUUGAUCACUACUUCAUAUCUUUUCGGACAACAGUGCCUUGUGUCGCCAUGGCUGGCUUUUGCUGCCCCCUGGUGGUCACAAUGAGGCCCAUCCCCGAGGACAAGCUGGAAAGGCUGGUGCAGGCCAGUUGCUCCUUGGGAAAUAAGAGACAACCCAUUCAUAUCGGUGACCCAGAAUGGUUGGGAAUCAAAGAUCUUUCCAAACCUGACUAUGGGGACCCUGUGGUGUGUCAGCCAGGGGACGUCCCAGUGGACUUCUCAGAUGAUCGAGACUGGCCGCAGCUCGAAGUACUCGAAGCCGUCAGCAGCUGCAAGACCCCACUGGCUUUCACCGGUGUACCGGGUUGCACAGUCAUGACCAACCUGAAGGAUACAGAGGCUCCAGCCCGUUGUCUUACCCCUGAGGGAAUUCCAGAGGUCCAUUGCAUUUCCCAAGAUCCUUUACACUACAGCAUGGCAUUGGCUUCAGCUGUUCAGAGGAUUAGAGAGCUGGAGACUAUAAUUGCCGUAGACCCAGGCCAACAGGGGAUCGGACACCUGCUCUGCAGAGAUGAGCUGCUGCAAGUCUCCCUGUCGCUGUCGCACGCCCGCUCGGUGCUCGUCACCACCGGCUUCUCCACACACUUCAACCACCAGCCCCCGGAAGAGACGGACGGCCCUCCAGGAGCCAUGGCCCUGGCGGCCUUCCUGCAGGCCUUGGGGAAGGGAGUCUCCAUGAUCGUUGACCGGAGAGCCUUGAGUUUGUUCGAGAGGCUUGUGGAAGAAGCUAUUGAGCAAGGUGUUCUGAAGACACCGAUCCCCUUAUUAACUUUCCAAGGUGAAUCAGCAGGAACCACUCAGGCAUUUCUCUGCAAAGAUGCGGACCCCAAGUCACCGAGAUUUGACCAUCUGGUGGCAAUAGAAUGGGCAAGAAGGGCUUCCUAUGGCAAUCACUAUAACACGAGGACGAUGAACAUCAAGCACUUGGCUGACCCCAUUGACGACCUUUUCCUUGCAACACAGAAGGUUCCUGGAAUCUCAUCAACUGUAAUUGGUGACGGGGGAAAUGAGCUUGGCAUGGGCAAAGUCAAGGAGGCUGUGAAGAGACACAUACAAAAUGGGAAUGUGAUCGCCUGUGACGUGGAGGCUGACUUUGCUGUCAUCACUGGUGUUUCUAACGGGGGAGGCUAUGCCUUGGCCCGUGCACUGUACAUCCUAAACUCAUGUGAGGUCCACCAACGUUACCUAAGGAAGGCAGUUGGGCCCUCCAGAGUGCCCGGGGAACAGAACUGGACUCAGGCCCUUCCAUCCAUUGCCAAGGAAGAAAAGAUGUUGGGCAUCCUGGCGCGGCACAAAGUUCGGAGUGGAGUCUCGGGCGUCGUGGGCAUGGAGGUGGACAGGCUGCCCUUCCACGGCACCCACGCCCAGACGAUCCGGAAGCUGGUGGAUGUCGCCACGGUGUGUGUGUGUGACUGUGCUUGUGGACCACAUACCAGAGGGCCGUGCCUGGACCUCGGGAGGAGUUCCCCGAGGGCCCCCGGCUUCUUUCCACGACAGCUGUGCACAUAAACACUGGCCCCGGGACCCUGCAGGACCACUGCCUGGGACGGGGCCGUGCGGAUGAUACAGACCAAGGAGAACGUUUCUUUGGGGUUUUUUCUUUUCUUCCUAAGUGCUUAGAGGCUUUGAUUUCAACCCUCCUCCUCCUGGUUUCUUCGGGGCACCCACACGGUGAGAGUCGUCUGACCAACCGCGCAUGGGGACACCCACAAAAAUAUUCCUUGCCAGGCAGACAGAAGAGCAGGCACGACCAGGGCCGUGAAUAAUCCUCCAGGCUAACUAAGAAAUAGUAAAAUGUACAAAUAUGUAGUGUCUAUUUACGAAGCUCUGGGACUUUACCACCAGCACCAAAAUAUUUAUACCUCUGAAAUGCUUUCUUUUUCAAACAACGUUUUGUUUACGUGGGCCUUCAAACCUUACAUUUAUCACCAUCACCUUCUGUCUGGCCCCGCCCCCUCUUCACUCCCACAGGUCCUGACACCCCCCACCCCUAGGAGCCUGACACUUCUCCCACUCCCUCCCCAUAUGCUCAGCCCCAGCCCAGAGCCGGAGGCUUUGGCCUCCCCAUGUAGGAGGGCAGGCACACUCCUGGAGCUUGGGGGUGGGGGGUCUGGAUGGUGUUGGGCCCAGGUGGCUUCUGGACAGGAUCCUUCUGGACAACAGUAGUCAGCUCGCCCGCAUCUCCUUCACGAUCUUCCGUGGCACAUUUCCCAACAAAAUUAGAAGCAGAGUCACUGACCAGAUCCCAAUUACACCCCUGUAUCGAACGAGGACGGUAUCCUGUGCUACUUCACGGCUGAGUGAUGGCUGACUCAUCCAGAUGGAAGAGACCGGCUUCCCAGCUGCAGCCCCAGAUGCUUACUGGGACUGCUUCUGCUUUGUUUUAUUUCCUUAAGCAUGUCUACUUCAGUUCUUUAAGGGACAUUAGUUGUAAAGCAUGGAGCACUUGCUACUCUAAAUUGUCUGCUCAACAGUAGAAGUUAAAGCCGAAGUGCAGAGUAAGCAAUCAGGGAUUCACUACGCCUUGGCAUGGCCAAGCCCCUGGCCAGAAGACAGCCGGGGUGGGGACCGUCCAGACCUCCCCUUGUCAUUGUGGCCGGAAGUCCCCACCUACAGGUCUGUGCUUCGGCUGGCAUGGGCUCAGGGCUGAUGUGCUCAUUGUGAUGAGCCCACGCUCCCUCCAUCUGCAGCUCCUCACAGCUCACCGAGUCCCUCCCGGCCCCAAGCUUCAUGGGCCGGGGAUCCUCCAGUGACAGUUUUGGUCCCUGACUUGCGACUGCAGAGCUCCAUGUCCUGCGGGGCCUCUGAGAGCACCCCCUGAUAUUUUUGAAGUCUCGAUGCCUAGGGGAGAGAAAACCUCAUGUCGUAGGAUUCCUGGUCAAGUCUUCAGUCAAGUUUUGCUCAAGUUCG
Molecule: messenger RNA, 3606 nt
Organism: Zalophus californianus (California sea lion)
Lineage: Eukaryota; Metazoa; Chordata; Mammalia; Carnivora; Otariidae
Gene: DGLUCY
Product: D-glutamate cyclase
Biological process (GO): glutamate metabolic process
Molecular function (GO): D-glutamate cyclase activity
Source: RefSeq, a predicted model, not a curated record